This is a messenger RNA of Epinephelus moara (kelp grouper), 3776 nucleotides long. RefSeq names its product potassium channel tetramerization domain containing 17 (gene kctd17). Gene Ontology annotation, cellular component: Cul3-RING ubiquitin ligase complex; cytoplasm. The transcript has 7 exons. Gene Ontology annotation, biological process: proteasome-mediated ubiquitin-dependent protein catabolic process; protein homooligomerization. Bases 107 to 1036 code for a protein of 309 amino acids. The record is from RefSeq and is a predicted model, not a curated record. Gene Ontology annotation, molecular function: cullin family protein binding. NCBI's taxonomy places the organism in Eukaryota, Metazoa, Chordata, Actinopteri, Perciformes, Serranidae.
GGCGGAGCUUACUCCGGCUGGUAACGGGGAGAAGAAGCCGAGGCAACAGCGGACACGGACGGACGCCCUCGCUCGUCUUCAUCUCGUGUCUAGCGGCUGUUUCCAAAUGGCAACGACAGCGGACGACCAGCGGGAACCGGAGGACGUCGCCGCGCUGUCGACGCACCACGGCUGCCACCACAACAGCAACAACAACAACAACAACAAUAAUAAUAACAACAACAAAGACAGCGAGGCGGGAGAGAGCGCGACGUCCGCCACCGCCAGCACCACUGAACCCGGCGGGACGGCGUCGCAGAGCAUCGGUAACGGCUCGGUUAUUAACCCCAGCGGGGGGAACAACGGGAAGUGGGUCCGACUGAACGUCGGCGGCACCGUCUUCCUCACAACGCGGCAGACUCUCCUCAAAGAGCAAACUUCGUUUCUUUACCGGCUGUGCCAACAGCAGGACCUGCACUCAGACACGGAUGAGUCGGGAGCCUACGUGAUCGACAGAGACCCGACCUACUUCGGGCCCAUCCUCAACUACUUGCGGCAUGGCAAACUGGUCUACAACAAGGAGCUGGCUGAAGAAGGUGUCCUGGAGGAGGCAGAGUUUUACAACAUCACCCCGCUGAUCAAACUGAUCAAGGAGAGGAUCGUGGAGAGGGACUCCAAAGCCACACAGCAGGUGCCCCCCAAGCAUGUCUACCGAGUGUUGCAGUGCCAGGAGGAGGAGCUCACCCAGAUGGUCUCCACAAUGUCGGACGGCUGGAAGUUUGAGCAGGUCAGCGUGCGCGCCUGCAGAAAGCCCCGCACCGGACUGCUCUGGACUAUGGUGAACAUCGGCUCGUCAUACAGCUAUGGAACAGAGGACCAGGCUGAGUUUCUGUGUGUCGUGUCCAAGGAGCUUCACACUCCGGGAUCUGGGCUGGCUACAGAGCAGAGCCACAAAACCAAGCCGGCGGAGAUGCAGGAGGAGGAAGCCGCGAAGGAUGAGGAGGAGGAGGAGGAGGGAGGGAGAGAUACCACACCAAAUGAGUGGCUUAGAGAAUGAGGGAGUCAUGUUUCAUUGUUCCAAAGAGAGGCGGGAAUGGCUUUUCCAGAUCCAUGGGUCCCGGAUGUAGAAAUGACAAGAAAUUUAAGUUAUUUUUUUCUAGGCUUAUCACAACAUGGUGUAUGUGUGCGUCAAUGGACACUCAUCGAAACAGAUUUGUAGCAUUGUUAUCAGUUCAUUGACAAAAUGCCAGUUAGGAAGAGAACCAAACGACCAAAAAGAAGAAAAGAAAAAAAAGAUCUUAAAUCUCACAGUCAGGCACAGCAAUAUGUUCAGAAAUAUUUUUCAGGCGAAUUAAUUUUAUUAGUAGAGAUGAUAAUGUGUCGGUGUGUGCAAACGUUACAUUGCCAAGGGCAGUAGUGGAGCUUAGUAAAUUAUAACCAAAGAUCCAGAUUAAAGCUGGCCGAACCAAGGUGCUGAACCGAAAUAUGAGAGAGAAUAGAAAAUCUGCCUGAGGAAAAAUUGACAUUGUCUUGCCGUUGUUACCCAGUGAGGAGCUUUUUCUGUGUCACUAUGAUCUGAUGAAUGACGGAUGAUGUGAAAGGAUCAGAUUUUAACUGUGUUACACGUACCCUAAUGUUAACUCAAGGCAAAUCCCGUAGUCUUCUCAUUUAUUUUGCACUUGAGGCAAAAGUUUUGACUGCAGACAUUUCAGACAGGACCAACUUUACUUUACUUGUUAAAUGAGGAGGUUAUAAUGAUGGUAAUUUAAUUUAAUGUUGCUGUCAGUGUGAAAACUAGGACGGCACCGAAUGGAUGUGGCUGUUCAAUAUGAAUAUUCAUUCCUUUUUUCUAUGUAGAGUUUGAGACUUUGAACAGGGUUUGGUAAUACACGUAAUACAGUAAACAAGCCAAGUGGGCCCUUCGAGCUAACGCAAGCUAACUAUGCUAAUGAUAUCAAACAAAAGCCAGAGACGAUAUCGUAUUAAGUAGCCGUGAGCUGUAAAGGCAGAAGAUAGCGUUAUCUAAAAGCCUCUCUUCCUCUGGGCAGCUGCCUCCGUCUUAGUCAGACUUACCUUGGCUCUUGGUCUGCAGCUGCCUGUAACAGAGAGCAGCGUGACAGCAAAAAGCUCUCACUCUGCAGCCACAUCUGGGGACUGAAUCGUCCCCAGAAAUAUACUGACUGACCAAAAUAAAAAGACUGCCCGACUUGAGGAGAUCUUUGUUGACUAUGGGGUCACCGACACUGAUGAGUUGAAUCUUCAGGGACUCUCAGGGGGCAGCCGUAGUGAAAACACUGGUUUGAUCUUGUACACUGACCUCGCAACCCCUGUAGUCGAGGCUGGAGCAGAUCUUGGCAGUGUGCACUGCAUACAAAGCAGAUAUGAGUCAGUGCGCCUUUGGUUCUGAGUUGCAUCGGGUGCAUUGACCCUGGUCUACCUGUGUGAACAUGUUUUAACCCUGGUGUGAUCUCAUGGUAUUAGAUGUUAGCCAUUUAUGGGUUCUCUUUGCUGACAGAUGGAUCAGUGUAGCUGGAGACAGAUGUAUUAUCCUACGCCAUUUUUUACUGGUCACCUUACAAAGGCUUCAUCUCCUUACAGACAGGCUAUCAUUGUCCAACAGAGCAGCCAGCACACCGCACUGACAGAAACACACACUGCUCUACAUUUUCUCCCUGCGCCAACAUCCUGUCUUGAGCUGAUGCACACCUGCAUCACCUCGUGCCACUGCAUGCUCAGCAGCAGCGUCGUCUCAGGCUGUCGCCCUGGCUGAGAUCCAGAGCCAGCUUUGGCCCCAGCUGACAGAGAGAUGUUGGUGUGAGUCAGAGAAGGCUGUAACUGAGAGGGGUAGAGGGUGGGAGGAGGGGGGGGGGGGGGGAUCAAAAUAAGGAGGAGAGACAGGAGAAUGAGGUGUAUCUCUGCCUUGCAGUAAUGAUAGUCACACUAGGUCCUCUAUCAUCUUUGUUUGUAAAAUAAUGAACAGCAGAUCUGCCGCAGUGCAGGUGUAUGAUUGAAAAGGUUUUUAAGAAGCAGCAAGUUAGAUCACACAUGACUUUUAAUGACCUCUGUUGGCAACUUGUAGGAACUGCACCACGGAUCAAAUUUGGAACCACCUCACAGGUCUGUGGCACAACCCCUGACAGUCUGUAUAGUGCUGUGUAAUGACAUGAAUUAGCAGAUGUACCUGCCAUGAGGUCUUGACAGCAUAUUCACUGGUAAAAAUCUGCAGCUGCAGUUGUUGAAUGCUGGAAAGUAGCUUAAAAAUAACAGGGUGUUCAGUUUUUAUCAGCAGGUAAUAAACUGUGUAAAUACACAUACAGCCUAGAAUACAUCUACAGUACCCCAGCAUCAUGACGUAGCCUAUUAGAAAACAUUUAACCAAAUAAAACACAGAAAUACAUUGUAGAACAAAUGCUAAUGGGAGCGGGGCAGGUCUCUUUUAAAGCAUUUCGUGGAGGCAUAAAUAAUUUAACUCAUUGAGUUCAUCUGCAGUGGUAGGAGCCAAAAAACAAAACAGUUAAGACAAUACAAUACAAAGGGGAGAAGAAGGCGAAUGGGUAACUAUGCUAUGAUAUGUUGGUUGGCUACAUAUUCCAGUUCAUGUUCAAAAUUUAAAGUGAAAACAGACAACUUUACAACCCCCACACCAGGUUUUAGACCAUCUUUGAAAGCCUUAGCAAUAUGCGGUCGCUCAUGUUAAUCCAUUGUGGGAUAUUUAUGCUGACAACAUUUCCUUAAACAUGUGGGAAGUGAAGUUUUUAGCUGCAGUUACUCUAACACGGGUACACAUAGCAUUUGCU